This is a messenger RNA of Penaeus monodon (black tiger shrimp), 5118 nucleotides long. RefSeq names its product importin subunit beta-1-like (gene Fs(2)Ket). Gene Ontology annotation, molecular function: nuclear import signal receptor activity; small GTPase binding. NCBI's taxonomy places the organism in Eukaryota, Metazoa, Arthropoda, Malacostraca, Decapoda, Penaeidae. The record is from RefSeq and is a predicted model, not a curated record. Gene Ontology annotation, cellular component: cytoplasm; nucleus. Gene Ontology annotation, biological process: protein import into nucleus.
GAUUCAUCUCGGCGAAGGGAUAUUCCUCCGCCGCACAUGUGGUAACUCCUCUACCGGUGUCUCUCGCAGGGAAUUAUUUAUCGCCGCUCGUUUCCCCAGCGCUCGCCCUCAAAUAUGGAACAGGUUAUACAAAUACUCGAGAAAACUACAUCGCCAGAUAAAACUGAGUUAGAAACUGCAUUAAAUUAUCUAGAGCAGGCAGCACAAUCAAAUUUGCCGGAAUAUGUGAAAGUACUGAGUGAUGUAUUGCACCAUGGAGGAAAUUCCACCGUGGCCCGAAUGGCCGCGGGUAUUCAGCUGAAAAACACAUUAGCUUCCAAUGAUCCCAAAGUUAAAGUACAGUAUCAACAGCGGUGGCUGGCAUUUCCACCAGAUGUCAGGGACUACGUUAAGGCUAAUGUUCUGGGAGCAUUAGGUACAGAGCAAAACCGGCCAAGCUCAGCAGCACAAUGCGUUGCCUACAUUGCAUUGACAGAAAUUCCAGUUGGCCAAUGGCCAAACUUAAUAGACAGAUUGGUGGCAAAUAUAACGGCUCCUGGAGCCACGGAUAUGACUAAAGAGUCAACUUUAGAGGCUAUUGGAUAUAUUUGUCAGGAUAUAGAGCCAGAUGCCAUAGCUUCACAGAGUAACCAUAUCCUCACUGCUAUUGUCCAUGGUAUGAAGCGUGAUGAACCCAAUGAUCAUGUUAGACUCGCAGCAACGACGGCACUUCUUAAUUCGCUUGAAUUUACAAAACAGAACUUCGAAAGGGAUGCUGAAAGACAUUUUAUUAUGCAAGUGGUUUGUGAAGCAACCCAAUCUACCAAUACUCAAAUUAAAGUUGCUGCCCUACAAUGUUUGGUAAAAAUAAUGUCACUGUAUUAUCAGUACAUGGAGCAUUAUAUGGGACCUGCACUGUUUGCAAUCACUCUCGAAGCCAUGAAGAGUGAUAUAGAUGAAGUAGCACUACAAGGAAUUGAGUUCUGGUCAAAUGUGUGCGAUGAAGAAGUGGAUCUUGCCAUUGAGGCUUCUGAGGCAGCUGAGCUUGGCCGUCCCCCAGAGAGAACCUCUCGCUUCUAUGCCAAGGGAGCAUUGCAGUAUCUAGUCCCAGUACUGAUGAUGACACUUGGAAAGCAAGAGGAAGCAGAUGAUGAUGAUGAGUGGAACCCCUGCAAAGCAGCUGGAGUAUGUGUGAUGCUUCUUGCGACAUGCACUGAAGAUGAUAUUGUACCCCAUGUCCUGCCUUUCGUAAAGGAGAAUAUUAAGCACACUGACUGGAGACUCCGAGAUGCAGCGAUAAUGGCAUUUGGUUCGAUUUUGGAAGGCCCUGAUCCAACAAACCUUAAGCCAAUGGUGGAACAGGCAAUGCCAACCCUGAUUGAGGCUCUUAGUGAUUCGUCUGUAGUGGUGCGAGACACAACAGCUUGGACUCUGGGUCGAGUGUGUGAACUAAUCCCAGAUGCAGCAUGCAAUGACACUUAUCUCAAGUUAUUGCUGGAAGCAUUAGUUCACAGCUUGAAGGGAGAACCAAGGGUGGCAUCAAAUGUCUGCUGGGCUCUCAGUUCACUAGCAGAAGCUGCUUACGAACAAGCAGAUACUGGAGAUGUUGAUGGCGAGCCACCAACCUAUUGUCUGUCUGCAUUCUUUGACCCCUUGGUAGAUGUUCUUUUGCAAACUACAGACCGAGCUGAUGGAAACCAGUGUAAUUUAAGGAAUGCUGCCUAUGAGGCCCUCAUGGAACUUAUGAAGAAUUCUCCAAGGGAUUGCUAUCCAACUGUCCAAAAAACUACUAUGAUAAUUCUGGAAAGGCUUCAACAAGUAUUGCACAUGGAGUCUCAGAUUCAGUCCCAUAGUGAUAGGGUUCAGGUGAAUGAUAUUCAGUCACUGUUAUGUGCAACUCUCCAGUCAGUCUUAAGGAAAGUAACCCCUGAAGAUGCUCCAAAAAUCAGUGACCCUAUCAUGGCUGCUCUGCUGCAAAUGUUCCAGACGUCUCAGGGCAAGUCAGGGGGUGUGCAGGAAGAUGCACUCCUUGCUGUUUCCACUCUGGUCGAGGUGUUGGGACACAACUUCUUGAAAUACAUGGAGGCAUUCAAGCCUUUCUUGUCUUUGGGCUUACGGAAUGUUGAGGACUAUCCUGUAUGCUCAGCUGCUGUGGGGGUUACAGGUGACAUCUGCCGUGCUCUGGGUGAUAAAGUAGAGCCCUUCUGCGAUGAACUGAUGUCCAUGUUGGUAGAAAAUCUUGGGAAUAAUAAUGUUCACAGAAAUGUGAAACCAUCCAUACUCUCAGUAUUUGGCGAUAUGGCUUUAGCUCUAGGACCCAAGUUUACCAAAUACUUGGAAGUGGUCCUUCAAAUGCUUCACCAGGCAUCUCAAGCCCAAGUAGAUCGCUCAGACUUUGAUAUGCUGGAUUACCUUAAUGAAUUACGUGAAAGCUGUUUGGAGGCUUAUACUGGUAUUGUUCAGGGUUUAAAAGGCGAUGGGGCAACACCAAACCAGGAAGUACAGCUCCUGCGUCAACAUGUGCCCCACAUGAUCUCUUUUAUCACUUCCGUUGCUACAGAUGAUGAAAAAUCUGAUCCUGUUAUUGCUAGUUCAGCUGGUCUGAUUGGGGACUUGUGUUCUGUGUUUGGAACAGACAUGCUGCAAUUGGUGGAGACUGAUCCUAUCACCAAUCUACUUUCUCAAGGCCGACGCUCCAAGACUUCGAAGACAAAAACCCUUGCAAUGUGGGCAACUAAAGAAAUCCGUCGCUUGAAAAACAACAGCACUUGCCCCUAACUUGGCUUUUCAGAUGAGUGGCGAGUUUAGUCUGUGGUGAGUCGAUGCAGUGAGUCAGAUGCGGUGUGUCUGCAUGGAGUGAGGGAAGAGCGUUGCCCGGCUAACAGACAAACAUGGACGAUCGCAAGUGCGGCAGUUUGGCCGAAUGUGCGAUGACGACCGGAUGGCCUCGGAAGAGUGUGAAAAUAUCUAAAACUUUUCUUGAAUGACGGGAAUAUCUUCUUUUAUGAGAAUAUCAGAAAAUCAUUUCCAGUGAAUCAUUCCAGCUCCCAGGAAUAGAUCUGCCUCAUUUGCUCUGUAAAGCAUGUAAAACUUUUCCAAAGUGAGUCCUAUUUAUGAACUGUGGUUUUUGAAAGCCAGUCCUUUCAAGUGCCUUUAUGUGGGAAUGAAUGGUGCUGUAGCCAUGAGUCGGGUACCCUACUGGUAACUGAUCCAUCUACUGUAAUAUAAAUACAAGUGGGGAUAGUAUUCCAGGGUGUCUAGUCAAGGGUACAAAGGAUUUUCAACUACUACCACUUCAAUUCUGUUAGUGUUAGCCAAGUUAAUCUAUUCUAUCUGCAGGGCAGCCUUCUGCUUUAUUCCAAUGCAGGUCUUUAUAGAUAAUCUGAGUCCUCUUUAAGAUCCAGUCUACCAAAUAAUCUACCAAUCAGUAUAAUCUUUUUUUUUAUAAACUAUUGAAGAACCUAGUUGAAAGUAGUUAAGAUCAGUUUGGGAUAAUGCAGAUAAUCUUUUCCUGUCAUUAUACAUCCUCAGUUAGUCUCCUAGUUCUUCGGUGACAGCACAUGUGUGUUUAGGGCACUAGAAUGGGAUGCGGCUCUAAUUGUUCUUUAGUGGCAUUUUGAGGCACACAAAAACUGAAAUCAUGAACAUGAGUACCACCUAAAUAUUUCAAACAGUAUUUCGAAUGGUUAUGCUCAAGCAUGUUGUUAAAUUUAAAUGAAAAGAGGUUAUUAUUCCCUGUCAGGUUCUCUUGAAUGAAGUAUAAAUUGUGUGUUGCUGUUUGCAAGCAAUAGUGAGUUGGAUAGUAAUGGUAUCAGCUGAAGAUUAUUGACUGGCUAAUAUUUCCCCCCAUGUACACAAGUGAGCCAUGUCAAAUCCCUCUUAGUUUGUGAUUGCUAAUGUUGCAUUUUGCAGUGUAAGCCCUAAAUGUGCAAUGUGAGAACUGAGGUGUGUCUGCAAGUUGUUGGAAGAGAGGACUUUAAACCCAGUACAAUUUAGUUUUGAUUUUGCGUGAAUGAAUCUUAAUGUAUAUGGGUUAAAUCUUUCUUCCACUUACUUGUGGAAACUUAGUUGAUACCAACAACCCACCUAAGUGACUGAACUGGUACAGUGGUAGAAGAUAAUUUGCAAUUCAAUAGAUAAUGGUUUCAAAUCUUGAGGACAAUGUUACAAAGCUUCAUUUUCCAAGUACAUAAGUUUCCUUAUUUAAAGAGGUUGGGUAGUAUGGUUAAGUUUUAACACUGUGCUCAAGUUAGAGGAUUUCUAAAGAUGCCAAAAAUGGUACCAUGGAAGGAGCAAAUCUGCUGCAGUCCUGUGACUGGUGAAUGCUUGACUGUGAUAAAGAGGCCCUGUGUGAUGUGGCGCUGAGUAAGUGUGUGGUGCAAGAUGCUGUGCAGUCCAGUAGUGUUAUGAAAGUAAAGUGAAAUGGACUGAAUGUUAACUUUCACACCACACUUCUUAUACAACAACUGCAAAAUUCCUGAGGAAGAUGACUAAGAGUACUGGAGUGUGGAUAAGUUUACACACUUGGACUAUACAUGAACAAUAGGCGCGCAUCCGGUGCUUUCUUCCUUGCCAUGUUAGCACAUUUCCCGCAUGUUAGCAACCUGGGAAGUUGAGAGGUCUUUGAUCUUGCACCAUUCUUCCUGGGUCUGGCAUGCUGACAUCCCCAGUGACGUGACUCAAGUGACUGAGGGUGCGAGUGCAAAUUUGUUCGUUCUUGAAGGACGUGUGACUGUGAUACUGUGUUCCUCUAGUGCAAAUGAUACUGUGUGAGUGUGUACAUUCCACCAGAUGGUGUAGUAUUAGUGUACAGAAACAACACAAAGUUGAACUAAUGAACCUGCAACAAAAGUUCAUGGUUUAGCUCAUGUAGAAAUGUAACUUGUUAUUGCCUCCAAAUAGACAGAGCUUUGUGUCUGAAACUUCUUCACUAAAGUUAUUCAUGACAUACAUGAUGUAAUUUCAGUAAGUGUGGAUAAACCUAGUGUAUAUUUUUUCACAACCCGUUGAUAUUCAAUCUGUUUCAUUUAUAAUUUGAUUACUUCUUUUGGUACUUUAAGGCUAAUAAUUUUCCUUUAAUAAACCCUGUACUAUAUUUACAAAUGGAAACCUUUGAAUAAAUAAGUUUGUGAGAAAUGU